Daldinia childiae is the source of this 1368-nucleotide messenger RNA. RefSeq names its product Exoglucanase 1. The coding region runs from base 1 to 1368 and encodes 455 amino acids. Gene Ontology annotation, molecular function: hydrolase activity, hydrolyzing O-glycosyl compounds. Gene Ontology annotation, biological process: carbohydrate metabolic process. NCBI's taxonomy places the organism in Eukaryota, Fungi, Ascomycota, Sordariomycetes, Xylariales, Hypoxylaceae. The transcript is spliced from 4 exons. The record is from RefSeq and is a predicted model, not a curated record.
AUGUAUAAUAAAGCUACCACUGUCGCUUUGGCGACUCUGCUGGCCCUCGGCCAUGCCCAGCAAGUCGGCAAGGAGGAUACCGAGACGCACCCUAAGAUCACCUGGCAGCGCUGUACUGGACCCAAUAAGUGCUCCAACGUCAACGGCGAGCUCGUCAUCGACUCCAACUGGCGAUGGACUCACGUGGUGGAUGGCUACCAGAACUGCUACGAUGGCAAUGAUUGGAACAAGACUGCAUGCCCAGAUGCCGACACUUGUACGAAGAACUGUGCCAUCGAGGGUGCCGAUUAUUCGGGCACAUAUGGUGUGAGCACCUCCGGCAACGCCGUGACUAUGAAAUUCCAAAAUCAACACCAAUAUGGUGUGAAUAUAGGGUCCCGCCUUUAUCUCAUGAACGGCGCCGAUAAGUACCAGAUGUUCACAGCCAAUGGCAACGAAAUCGCCUUCGAUGUUGAGAACGCUGACCUUGGCUGUGGUCUGAACGGUGCAGUGUACUUCGUGUCCAUGGACGAAGAUGGUGGAAAGACGCGUUAUCCGUCUAACAAGGCCGGUGCCAAGUAUGGUACCGGAUACUGCGAUUCGCAGUGUGCUCGAGAUCUGAAGUGGGUUGGUGGCAAGGCCAAUGUUGAGGGCUGGGAACCAUCAAAGACGGACAAGUCUUCUGGUAUCGGUAACUCGGGAGCCUGCUGUGCUGAAAUGGACUUAUGGGAGGCCAACAGUAUGUCAUUCGCAUUGACCCCUCACCCAUGCGAAAAAGACGGAUACUUCGUCUGCAACACGAAGGACUGCGGCGGUACAUACUCUGAGGAUCGCUACUCGGGUAGCUGUGACCCUGAUGGCUGUGACUUGAACCCGUUCCGUCACGGCAAUACCGACUUCUACGGCAAGGGAAAGACGAUCGAUACUAGCAAGAAGUUUACCGUCGUGACCCAGUUUCACGGCUCCGGCACAUCUCUUACAAGUCUCUCUCAGUAUUUCAUCCAGAACGGCAAGAAGUUUGAAGUUCCCAAGUCCAAGUACAUUUCUGGUGGUAGCACGAUCGAUGCUGGCUUCUGUGAUGCUGCUAAGGAUAUCUUCAAGGACAACAAGCAGUUCCAGCAGAUGGGCGGUUUGAAGGCGAUGGGUCAGGCCACCGGCAAGCCUAUGGUGCUGGUUUUAUCCGUCUGGGAUGAUGCUUACGCCAACAUGCUUUGGCUGGAUGGCCAGAAGUAUCCCCUUGACCGCGCCGCGUCCGAGCCGGGCGUUCCCCGCGGUGAAUGCGACGUUAACGGCAGCAAGCCCGAACAAGUCCGUGAAAAAUUCAAGAACGCCAAGGUCACUUACAGCAACUUCAAGUUCGGACCCAUCGGAUCGACUUACAACCUUUAA